CAUCAACCACUGUCCACUGAGUAUCGGACGCACUCCGAAUUACUCCAGCUACACAUCAUACCAGAACUCUCUCCUUCGAUUUAACGUCAAGAUGGUUCUCGCUGUUCCCACCGCCAGCCUCGAGGGCAAGGUUGCACUGGUGACCGGAGCAGGCCGCGGCAUCGGCAGGGGCGUGGCCCUCGAGCUCGCCCGCCGCGGUGCCUCAGUGGUCGUCAAUUACGUUUCGUCCGCCGGCCCUGCGCAGGAGGUGGUCAAGGAAAUCGAAUCCUACAAGAACGGCGCCGGCGCCAUCGCAAUCCAAGCCGACGUUUCCAAGGUGUCCGAAAUCAACCGGCUCUUCGCUGAGGCCAAGCAAGCUUUUGGCCGGCUCGACAUCGUCAUGUCCAACAGUGGCACCGAGUCAUGGGACAAGACAGAGGAGGUGACCGAGGAGAAGUACGACCACGUUUUCAACCUCAACGCGCGCGCCCAGUUCUUUGUCGGUCAGGCCGCCUUUAAGAACCUGGAGCAGAACGGCCGGCUCAUCCUCAUGACGAGCAUUGCGGCCGGACUGAUGGGCGUCAAGAACCACGCGCUGUACAACGCUAGCAAGAUGGCGGUGAUCGGUAUGGUCAAGGCUUUUGCUACCGACUUUGGCGUGAAGGGAAUCACCGUCAAUGGUGUGGCGCCUGGUGGCAUCAAGAGCGACAUGUUCACGCAGAACGCCUGGCACUACAUCCCCGGAGGCACCCCCGACAUUCCGGCCGAGAAAAUUGAGCAGCUGAUGGCGGAGCACUGCCCGCUUGGCCGCUGCGCCGUGCCUGAAGAUGUGGCUCGUGUGGUCGCCUUUCUGGCGAGUGAGGAUGGUGGUUGGGUCAAUGGACAGGUGAUCACUAUCUCGGGCGGUUCAUCUCAGUAAUCAAGGACAAACGAGGCAGCCAUGACCACUCCUUUAUUUGGCAGGAAAACACUAGGGACGGGUGAGGAUGGAGUUCGGAACAAAAUAAGCCAAGACUACCUAACCUUUGAGCCGGAGUUCGAGGAUGCGACUGACACAUGGUAAUGCAUGUUCUGGGGCCCCCAGGUUUCUUUACGGGGUAUGCGGUUCAUCCUAAGGCAUCUCAAGUUUGACAAUCCCUGGUCCCUUGUGUGUACUGUUAAAACAUUGCAUCCUGAACGACACAGAGCAGAUCGACUUGAAUCUAUGCUUCACAGCUGAAAGCAGAUGGUUGACAACGGAGUAGUGCCCUGUAUCUAAAUCUGAACGUCGCUCUCAGCCUUUAGUCCAUCAGAUCAUAAUGUUGAUAGGCUCGCCUAGACCCGACAAGCAUGCAGCAGACAAAAGGAAAGAUG
Molecule: messenger RNA, 1332 nt
Organism: Chaetomium strumarium
Lineage: Eukaryota; Fungi; Ascomycota; Sordariomycetes; Sordariales; Chaetomiaceae
Exons: 2
Coding region: 92-898 (268 amino acids)
Molecular function (GO): oxidoreductase activity
Source: RefSeq, a predicted model, not a curated record